AUGAGACCCAUUGCCGAACCCCUCGCGGCGGCCGGAGUCCUCGGCGUCGGGGUCACCGGCGGCGAGGCACUCGGCGUCGGCCCCCUCGAUGAGCGGCGCCAGUGCCUCCCCACGGGGGCGCAGGCUGCCGGAGCGCGGGACGAGUUGCUUCCCAAGGUACUGCUGCAGCACCUUCUCCGACGGCGGGAGAGGAGGAGGAGCAUGACCUGGCCGCCAAGGACAAGGAGGACGGCGAGCGCAGAGAUGGGGGACGUUGCGAAGGACUUGACUGGCUGGGACCGCGGGAGGGGUUGCCAACCUCAUCGUCGGGCACCCGUUCGACACCAUCAAGGUCAAGCUCCAGAGCCAGCCUACCCCUGCUCCCGGACAGCUCCCCAAACGGUCGCGGCUGAAGGCCCAAGGGGCUUGUACAAGGGGAUGGGGGCACCUCUGGCCACCGUUGCGGCCUUCAAUGCUGUCUUGUUCAGUGUGAGGGGGCAGAUGGAGGCCCUUCUGAGGUCAGAGCCUGGUGCGCCACUGACUGUGAAGCAGCAGGUUGUUGCGGGCGCUGGUGCUGGAAUCGCAGUCUCCUUCUUGGCGUGUCCAACAGAACUGAUCAAGUGCAGGUUGCAAGCCCAGAGUUCCUUAGCCGAGGCAGCUGCCGCUUCUGGUGUGUCUCUUCCCAAAGGGCCGAUCGAUGUCGCGAAGCAUGUCGUCCGGGACGCCGGCGCCAAAGGUCUCUUCAAGGGCCUUGUUCCGACGAUGGGGCGGGAGGUCCCUGGCAAUGCAGUGAUGUUCGGCGUGUACGAAGCCACGAAGCAGUACCUGGCCGGCGGCCCGGACACGUCGAACCUCGGCAGGGGCUCCCAGAUCCUGGCAGGUGGCCUCGCAGGUGCCGCCUUCUGGCUGUCCGUGUACCCGACGGACGUGGUGAAGAGCGUGAUCCAGGUAGACGAUUACAAGAAGCCCAGGUACUCCGGGUCCCUCGACGCGCUGAGGAAGAUCGUGGCGGCCGAUGGGGUGAAGGGCCUGUACAAGGGGUUCGGACCCGCCAUGGCGCGCAGCGUUCCGGCCAAUGCCGCGACGUUCGUGGCCUACGAGAUCACGAGAUCGGCGCUUGGUUGA
This is a messenger RNA of Miscanthus lutarioriparius, 1104 nucleotides long. The record is from the annotation of a GenBank genome assembly. NCBI's taxonomy places the organism in Eukaryota, Viridiplantae, Streptophyta, Magnoliopsida, Poales, Poaceae.